CUUGAACUCGUUCGUGCUUGUCCCCGCUUGUAGCAGUACGGCACUCCGGCUGCACCUCCUGCUGUAAAGGCGUUGUGUUAUCUUCCGCUUGGAAAACGGCCAAGUCGGAGGCGGCGCUGACCGAAACCACGCAAAGCCUAGACGGAUCCGCUCUGUGAACAAGUGAAGGGAGGGCGCAAGGUCCAAAUUCCAACAACGCUACCCGCAUCACGAACAAAAAUUGCAUAGGUGAUGUCCUAUGCACUGCACAGACAAGGAGGCGCCAGGGCUCGUGGCAAUGUCGGUGCCUGCCACCGCUGCACGCGCGGUGCGUGGCCUCCUAGGCCGGCCAAGUCACAGUCGAGCAGCUGUCGAGCAGGAAGUGCUCCCCUUCCUCUGUCCGGCGGCCUUCUCCAGUAAUAUGGCACCGAGAAACAAAGGAAGGAAGUCUUCUGUGCGAAAGGGACAUGUCUUGUCUCCAUUCACCUUCGCCUCUUCCUCCAGGGUGACGCUCGACCGUCUCCCACAUCGGGCAUAUACAUAUUACAUCUACUCAUCGGCGCCAAUGUCGCAUAUGGCUGUCGCUCGUGUAAGAGAGCCGGAAGAGGCCCGAGUCCAUGACCUGAAAGACGACGGAAAUGCAGCAUCAGCAGCAUGGAGGUCCAAAACGACACUAGACAGCCAAGGGCAGCACUGGUACAAUUGCAAAGGCAAGGGCAACCCGGAAGAGCCUACAGACAUUCCUUCACAGACCCGAGACAGAAAUACCAAACAUUUCGAGGACCCCAUCCUCAAUCGCCUUCUUGCGAGAGUGAAAGAGUCCCGGUCUGCCGGGCGAAACUCUUCUGCCUUGUACCAGCUUGCGAAAUCAGUCGCACGGGGGUCACCGUCCAUCGACAACAGCAGAAGCGCGCUGUUGCCAUUAGGUGCAGCGGAGGCAGCAGAGACGGUCGACUCUCUGCUUCACGAGCUCGCGCGAAAGCCUUCUGACUGGGAUCCCCGCUUGAACUCCGCAGCGGUAUGCCUCGCACUAAUCGUCGACAUCAUGGUCCAAACACCAGAGGAAGCACGAAAUGGCAGACUACAGCAUGUUCUCGCCAGCUUCGAAAAGCACCAGAUGCGGCCUAAGCUUGUGGAAUUACGCAGCGUGGUGCAAUUUGCCAUGUUGAAGAGGCACCUCGAAGAUGCGCGCGUGCUUGUUAACUACGCGCUGCAAGAUACCGUGGCAGGUGGUGUGCAUGCGGCGUGGUUCCGUGCAAUGGAGCAAGACUUAGCGAUGCUACCCCCCACGCGGUCGCAGGCGCUUGUCGAGGAAGACGAAGAGGAAGCUCGCCUGCAUGAACCCAGGAGGCACAAGUGGGGAGCGCUGAUCGGGCGUAUGCUUGCACCGUAUUCCAUCUCUACAGCUGCAAUUGCACAAGCGCGAGAAGACAUCGCCAACAGCGUGCGAAGAGGCGACAUAAAUGCUCUACGAGACAUCCUGACGAAGCUUUAUGCGUCCGGUAUGGACCUACCCAGCGGUAUCGUGCUGCCUGUGCUUCUCGGGCUCUCUUUCGAUCCAGCCGACCCGGCCGGAUACGGCGAUGCCCGCACGCUCAAGGCGAUCAGACGCAUGCUCGCUUUUUCCAAACCGGCGGCAGACGGGACUGACUCUAAGAGUCUCAGCCGCGCGCAGAGUCGGCAACGCAUGCGCAUCCUGCGCGUUCUCUGCAAGUAUCGCACCGACCACCGCGAUGCACUCGAAAGGUGGAAAAGUGCGCGCUCAGGCCGCGGCGAGGCAAUGCAGGCGACGCGGCGGGCGGUGCACGACGAUGAGACAGGGCAACAGUACGAAAAUGAAGAAGUCCAGGAGCAGGAGCAGUGUUCAGAUCUAGGGGAAGAGCCGUUGGAAGCGUCUGAGGAAAGCGAAGUGAUCCUGGAUGAGGAAGAGCAGUAUCACGAUCUGGACAUCAAAGAAGGUCUGCAAUGGAUGCAGGAAACGGCAGCGGUGCCAAUCGCAGACGCUUCGACGAGGCUCUGCUCUUCACUUUCCGCUGAGCCGUCUUCUCGACUGAUCAAGCCCAAACUGUCCGCCCGAACAACCACCAGGGCCGCAGCCAGUACCGACUCGCCGAUCGCGUACACGUCGGCCAUGUAUACGACGCGCAUCAGGCGCUUGACGCUCGUCGACCGGGACUACGACACGGCGGAGCGGAUGCUGCAACACAUGAUGUCACGCGGGCUCACACCCACACUCUCCCACAUUGCGCCGUUCAUCGAGGCUCUCGCGCUGGAUGGGCGCAUGGAAGAUGCGCAGCGCGUCAAAGCGGAAGCGAAACAAACGCUCGGCCUACGUCCGGAUGUGCGCAUCCACGCGGCGCUCAUUGCGAGCUAUGCGCGUCUGGAUGACGAGACGGGUCUGCGGAGGGAGUUGCAGGAGCUGCGCGAUGCCAAGCCUGAGCGAGAGGCGCUAGUGAUCGUCGAGAACAUCCUGGCGGCCAACGCCGCACGCAAGCAGAGAGAACGGCAGAGGCGGGGCGAUCGCGCUUUUUUGAAGGACACGGACGUGAUACAGAUGCCGUCGAUCGCACAGUCGCCCGUCGUCUCGUUUCUCUCUGAGCCCGUCGAUCCUCCUCGCUCGGAAGGCCCAUCGUCUUCACCAACCAUGUCGCGUCCGGUCUCUGCAGCGUCGUCGACGCGGCGCGAGCAACUGACCAACGUGCACGUUGCCACGACACACUUCACCGACCUUGUUGCCGACCGCGACCACCUGCGCGCGCAAGGGUUCCUCGCGGACGCGCUCGCUGCGGGUCUGCGACCCGACCCGGCAUUGGCGCGCCUUAGCAAGCGGUCAGGCAUGCAUCUCAGGCGUCUCAAGCGCUUGCUCGGCAUGUCGAACCCGAGCUCUAACCCAGCAGCGGAUGACGGCGGAGAUGCGAGCGUGAAAACGCUCAGGCAAGCACUAGACAGGGCAGUCCAACUGCACCUCUCGAACCAGCUUAUCAUCCAACGUCGUCUCGUGGCGUGGCACAAGCACACGCCGUGGACAGCAGCCCCAGCCGCCGGAAGAGGACAACGCUCCCGCAGGCAGCAGCAACAGCCGCAAGCGGGGCGUGCGAAACGUCGCGACAUCGUGCGCUUCUUGUUCGACUUGAUCGACGGGCGCAUCGCACGGGCCGGCCUCGCACUGCGAGCGAGCCGCCAAAGCGAGAGCCAGAUCUAGAGUCAAGAAGCGGACCGCAAAGCUCAACAACCACCGGGCAGCGAAGGAGCGAAGAAGGGCGAUGUAGCAUAGCUCACACGCAACUCGGCAGAGCAUCAGC
Tilletiaria anomala UBC 951 is the source of this 3281-nucleotide messenger RNA. RefSeq lists its product as uncharacterized. Gene Ontology annotation, molecular function: protein binding. Lineage: Eukaryota; Fungi; Basidiomycota; Exobasidiomycetes; Georgefischeriales; Tilletiariaceae. Bases 239 to 3181 code for a protein of 980 amino acids. The transcript has 2 exons. The record is from RefSeq and is a predicted model, not a curated record.